CACAGAACUCCUCGAAGAAGUGCUCAACCUCGCGAAGGUGACCAUUGGAACAGACAACGAGAUACUGCUUUACGUAAUCAACGUACCUACAUUUUACCCACAAAACUAUGAUGAUAUUAGAAUUGAGGCAAUCUUCAAGAAAUCAGAACGCAUCCAACUAAAGGGAAAUAACUACAUCAAAGGAUCUACAGAACUUUUACUCCAGAAAAACCCAUGUAAACGAUUUGGCAAUUGGAGCCUUUGUUACAGAUCAGACCUAUAAGAUGUUUCCGAAGACAGAUGCAUUUCUAAAAUAGUCAAGGGAAUAUAAAGCAGAUGCACAUAUGAACACGUUUCUACACAUCCACCUACAGUCCAACUGAGCCCGACGACGGUGCUCCUUAACGACAUCAAUAACACUCUACAUAACACGUGCGGAAUUACCGAUAGAAACCUGACCGGCUCUUUCAUCAUCGUAUAUCGAAACUGUUCAAUAACAAUUGAAAAGUACAAGUAUGCUAACAAUAUCAUCAGAACAAUCAAUCAACGAAUCUUCAUCCCAUCCACAAGUUUGAUAGUGAUGCAAGAAAGUGUAGAAAACAAAAUUGACGUCCACUCACUUCACCAACGACAACACCAGCAUCUUAAAUAUUUGGAACAUCUCAAGUCAGAGACAACCGUGCAUAGUUGGUCUCUCAUAGGAGGAUUUUCAUUUUCAUUUACGUCCAUAAUCCUCAUCAUAAUUUUCAUUCUGAUCAAACUUCGAUCCCAAGGCACAGUAGUUCAAAUCAACCAAAAGAAUGAAUCAACGGAUCCCAUAGAAGCAGUAAACACGCAGUACUAUCAACCGGCAUCUUCAUAUUUAGCCAAACCAGCAGUUUAACGUUGACCCAGGAGGUUCAACACUCAAAGAAACUCUACCGGUGCUGAAUACGCUCAACAUAUCGCACAAUUAUUUGAAGUCGGCUGAGAGUUUGGAGCAUCUUAUAUUGUGUCACAACAUCUCGGUCUUGGAUAUCUCCCAUAACCGUAUCGAUGAUCUUGCCGUUGUGAAGGUUUUGGCCGAUAUGAGAGAACUGCGUGUACUGACGAUGACUGGUAAUCCGGUAGUUAACAUCAUACCGGCCUACAGAAAAACUUUAAUUCUUGAAUGCAAAAACCUUACCUAUCUUGAUUCUCGACCUGUAUUUGAUCGUGAUCGGGCAUGUGCUGUCGCAUGGAAGCGUGGUGGACAUGAAGAAGAGCGAAAAGAGCUUCAGCGCUGGAAAAGGGAGGAACAGAGGAAAAUUCGAAGAAGCAUCAAUGCAACCCUGCGAAUGCGUCACCGUGGUGAUGGCGAACCCGAGCUUUUGAGAACCAGCAGUGACGAAGAAGAUAGCACGCCCAGGAAUGGUAAAAAAUGUGCUUCAAUUGUGGAGAUUGAACCGAAAAGCAACGAACAAGCAUGGAACGAGGUUGAACAAAUUCUUUGCAAAUCUUCAGCUGCUGCCGGAUCUCAUGGUGUUUACCAAAGGUUUGCAUCUAACAGAGGUGGGGGGAUCGAAGAUGAAGUGGAUCAGGCAAAUGACGAUAGUGAUAGUGAUAUAAACGAGGUUCAUGGAAGCAAAAAAGUGUUGGAGGAUUGUCAAUCAGUAAAGAAACUUAUUGAAGAAAUUGUUCCCGCUGAAGAAGGGUGCAUAAACGACAGUGCUGAGAAGAUGACUGACGAUACUUUUGUCUUGUCUACGGCAUACCAAGGAAAUAAGAGGAAGCUUAUUGAAGAGAUUACAUCCGACCAUGAAGAGUACGUGCCAACCAAUGAUACACCAAUUAAUGAUGAACCGAAAAAAGUCUCAGAAAUAGGGUGUGGAAAAGGUUUUGAAAUUCCAACUGAUGAGCAGGAACCGAUCGUUGAAAUAGAGAACAAGACAAAGAUAGCAAACAAAAUGGAUAAAGUGAAAUCCACAGAGCUGGAAGAUGAUACUCUAAAUGUCGUGAUUAAAAACAACGACGGAAUAUCCAUUACUAUGGAAUCGAAGGAAGGUGAAUUGAUAAGUAUGGUUGAGAGCCGACCGGCGUCUUCUGCAGAAAAACUGUACAAAUCUGUGUCUAGCAAAGAGGAGGGUGGAUCAGAAUCAGAGCCAUCCGAAGUACUGAACGAAAAUCGUGAACACAAGAGUAGUAGCGCUUCUGAUGUCUAUUCCUCUGAUAGUGGCGAUAUGUUUGACAGAAUUGUUCCCACAAGACAUCGCAAGCUGGCCACUAACUACUGUACGGAAUCGGAUUCGAAUUCUUCCAACGAUUCGGAGCAAGAAGCGGAAAAGUUCCCUGAUAAACUGGAGCGGGAGAAAUCGAUUGCGGACUAUAUUGACGAGUAUAAGAAGUUUUUCCAAUCCGCGAAAGUGUUGGAUUCGGAACCGGGUCAGACGAAUCGGAACAAGAUUGUGCGACCUCAAACGGCCAAAUACAGGCGUACUUAUCCAAUUGUGUACGAAGGUGUGUUGAAGUCUAUCGAAAGGGAUUCAAAUGAAGUGAAAAUACAAGAGGCUAAGGUUAAGGCGGAUCAAUCCAGAAGGAGUGUUAUUGAUCGUUUGAUGAAACAACAGCAACAAGAACCAGCGGUUAUGAAUUUGGAAGAAAUGAGCAUUUCGAUUGGUGGUGAAGAACAUAAUUUCAACGAAUACAGAUUAGAUGUCUUCCGAAAGGACCAGGAAAAACUUCAAGCUUUGAUCGAUAGAGUAACGGCACAGAAAGACAAAUACAACGCCCAUAUUGAUCAAAUUCAUGACCAGCUGGCUAAUAUAAUGGACGAUUACGGGCAAAUUAGCGAGAAACUACGAAAGGUUGAUGAUCUUAUUAAAAAUAUAAGCAACGAAGAAAAGCUUCCUUGUGACGAUAGACAAGACUCACAGGAAGCAACAAAUAACGUUGAGAACCACAUCGUCGAAGAGCUGGAAAGUCAUGAAGAUGUAACACACAUCGAUGAACACGAAGAAUCGAAAACUGCAGUUCAGACGAUAGUAAACGAAAUUAUUUUCGGAGGUAAAAAGAGCGGAUCUUUGAAUAACUUGAUGGACGAAUCUGACAACUCUGCGGUAUCUUCUUCGGAAGAAUCAACCGACGAAGACGAAACACCUCUUAUUAGUCAGGAUAGUACUGUCUUAGAAUUGUUGGCCUCUCCAAAGCCGAUUAUUGUUCCGGAAGAAAAAUUAGGAUCCCACACGAUACAUGAUUUCACCCAGGAUCCGGUCUACCAAAAGUUUAUUGAAAUUCAGGAAGAAAUCGAUGAACUCACAGAAGAUGAGCUUUACAAUAUUGUUGCGGAGGCUUCCGAGGAAUUAUCCGAAGAUCCGAAAGUUACCCAGUGCUUGAACAGCGCCGUUGAUCAGUACUGGAAAAAGUUUGACGAUGUGGAGGAUUUUCGAAAAAACAUUAAUUUGGACUCGCAUCCAAUCAUUCAAAAAUUCCGGCAGUAUAUCCGCUGCCAUUGCGAAGCAGAUGAACAGGAAGAAGCAAUGGCCGAUACGGUUGCCAAUUUGGAUAAGGCUUGCCGGAAAUUAGAAAGACGUCUGUCGAAUCACUUGUUCGACGAGUAUUUGAUUUUGAGCAGGAAACAGAGUAUCGCAACAAUUGGUGGGGAGUCAAGUGCUAACGAGAUAGAGCUAAUUGAAAUAGAGGAAGGCCCAUGUGAGGUUUCCUUAGAUCCAUUGGAUAAAACUACUGCUUGGAAUGAAACUGAAACAGUAGAGAAUACCAGUGCACCGUGUGUUACGAAUGUUGAUCGAUCAGUUCCAUCGGAUAUAAAUAAUCAGGAUUUCGAAGAUGAUGAGUCAAAGCCCGUCCCGACAAUGGAAGAAGAGAAUGUGGUGAAGAACUGUGAACCUCUUGAAACAGAUAUGGAUGUUUUCUUUGAUAAACGCAUUAACACAAAUAACGAUAUUGAAAAUGAUUUAUAAUUAUGCUUACAUUAACUGUAGAGAGCGACAUUAUUUAAUAAAUGCAAACAUUUCUGAACAAUACUAUUUAGGGCUGAAACGCGGUCCUCAGUACUCUAUGGUAACACAUUUGGUUUUGAGAUAUUCGUUGAGGGCCUCUUUACCUAAAAUUAGAAGAAAAAUAAACAUUAGAAAUAAUGGCAAAUAAAUUGGACGAGUGAUCUUGAAAUAAUUGAUUAUUAGAAUUUUCCUUUAUAGUAUUAAACUGAACCAAUAAG
Molecule: messenger RNA, 4171 nt
Organism: Toxorhynchites rutilus septentrionalis
Lineage: Eukaryota; Metazoa; Arthropoda; Insecta; Diptera; Culicidae
Gene: dtr
Product: dynein axonemal assembly factor 1 homolog
Exons: 7
Coding region: 1047-3914 (955 amino acids)
Molecular function (GO): protein binding
Source: RefSeq, a predicted model, not a curated record